This is a messenger RNA of Pteropus alecto (black flying fox), 1054 nucleotides long. It is a transcript of the gene SLC50A1, whose product is annotated as solute carrier family 50 member 1. Bases 80 to 766 code for a protein of 228 amino acids. The transcript has 6 exons. Gene Ontology annotation, biological process: carbohydrate transport. Lineage: Eukaryota; Metazoa; Chordata; Mammalia; Chiroptera; Pteropodidae. Gene Ontology annotation, cellular component: membrane. The record is from RefSeq and is a predicted model, not a curated record. Gene Ontology annotation, molecular function: sugar transmembrane transporter activity.
GGGCGGGGCUCCGACGUCGCGGGCCGGCACCCCGCUAACCUGCCGGCGGCGCCGAGCGCGGGAGCCGGCUUGGGGAGGAAUGGAUGCGGGCGGCGUGGCGGACGCGCUGCUCUCCGGGGCCUGCGUGCUCUUCACCCUCGGCAUGUUCUCCACCGGCCUCUCGGACCUCAGGCACAUGCGAAUGACACGGAGGGUGGACAAUGUCCAGUUCCUGCCCUUUCUCACCACGGAUGUCAAGCGACUGCCCCUCCUCUGCAGCAACCUAAGCUGGCUGAGCUACGGCACCCUGAAGGGAGACGGGACCCUAAUCGUCGUGAACGCCGUGGGUGCUGUGCUUCAGACCCUAUACAUCUCGGCGUAUCUGCACUACUGCCCUCGGAAGCAUGCUGUGCUCCUACAGACCGCAGCCCUGCUCGGGGUCCUCCUCCUGGGUUUUGGCUACUUUUGGUUCCUGGUGCCCAACACCGAAGCCAGGCUUCAGCAGCUAGGCCUCUUCUGCAGUGUCUUCACCAUCAGUAUGUACCUCUCGCCACUGGCCGACUUGGCCAAAGUCAUUCAGACUAAAUCAACCCAACGUCUCUCCUUCUCACUCACCAUCGCCACCCUCCUCACCUCUGCCUCCUGGACCCUCUACGGGUUUCGACUCAGAGAUCCCUACAUCAUGGUGCCCAACCUUCCAGGAAUCUUCACCAGCCUCAUUCGCCUCUGGCUUUUCUGGAAGUACCCUCAGGAGCAAGACAGGAACUACCAGCUCCUGCAAACCUGAGGCAGGUCACCUGACCACCAGGCACCUUAAUGCCAACCUGUUACCAAAGAGAUCUCCUUGUCUCAUCUGUUCCUGCUUACCAGCUCCACAGGUGUCGUGGCUUAUGGAAAAGAAAGAGAACUUUGAAUCAAGGGACCAAAGAACGCUUUACUUAGAAGACUGGGUGGGAUGGGGAAGAUGAAGCUCUUAUUUUCUAGAGAUUCUAUUUUUUAAUUUUGGAGGUGAGGGUGAAAUCCUUAGAAUGUGCCUUAAAAUAAACUGUUAUAUAGCCCUGCCCGGCAAGGCUUA